AUGGCGGAACCUGGAAGCCCGGAGCCCGAGACUCCGGCCUGCAGCCCCACUGUCGCCACCGCCAUGGCCUCGAAGCAGCUCUUCCGUGCGCUUGUGUCAGCGCAGUGGGUGGCCGAGGCGCUCCGGGGCCCACCGGCCGCGCAGCCCCUGCGGCUGCUCGAUGCCUCUUGGUACCUGGCCAAACUGGGCCGCGACGCGCGCCGCGAGUUCGAGGAGCGCCACAUUCCGGGCGCCGCCUUCUUUGACAUCGACCAGUGCAGCGACCGCACGUCACCCUAUGACCACAUGCUGCCCAGCGCGGCGCAGUUCUCAGAGUAUGUGGGCCGCCUGGGCGUGGGCACCGCCACCCACGUGGUGGUCUAUGACGCCAGCGAUCAGGGCCUCUAUGCGGCGCCGCGCGUCUGGUGGAUGUUCCGCGUCUUCGGCCACCACACCGUAUCUCUGCUUGACGGUGGCCUCCGCAACUGGCUGCGCCAGGGCCUCCCGCUGAGCUCGGGGAAGAGCCGUCCGGAGCCCGCAGAGUUCCACGCGGUGCUGGACCCGGCCUACAUCAAGACGUACGAGGACAUCAAGGAGAACAUUGAAUCCCGGCGCUUCCAGGUGGUGGAUGCCCGCGCCGCCGGCCGCUUCCGGGGCACGGAGCCCGAGCCCCGAGACGGCAUCGAGCCCGGCCACAUCCCUGGCACUAUCAACAUCCCCUUCACGGACUUCCUGACCAAGGACGGCCUGGAGAAGAGCCCUGAGGAGAUCCGCCGCCUCUUUCAGGACAAGAAGGUGGACCUGUCCCUGCCCCUGGUGGCCACGUGUGGCUCCGGCGUCACAGCCUGCCAUGUGGUCCUGGGGGCCUACCUCUGCGGCAAGCCAGAUGUACCCAUCUACGACGGCUCCUGGGUGGAGUGGUACAUGCGUGCCCAACCCGAGGACAUCAUCUCCGAGGGCCGGGGGAUGACCCACUGA
This is a messenger RNA of Rangifer tarandus platyrhynchus (Svalbard reindeer), 957 nucleotides long. Lineage: Eukaryota; Metazoa; Chordata; Mammalia; Artiodactyla; Cervidae. The record is from the annotation of a GenBank genome assembly.